GUCUGCAUACGGCACAGCUGUCAACGUUAAUACUGUAGUUUUAAAAAGAUAAAGUAUUUUUAAUACAAUCUGAUUAACAAAAAUAGUUGGAAAUUAUUCAAAUUGAUGUGUUGCGUAUAAAAUUUUAAUUAUGUUUGUACGAACUUUGAAGCUUAUUAUUAUUACUGCAUCAUAAUACUGUACUAUACGAUGAUUUUGUAUAGUACUAAAUUCAAUUCUUGAUCCUUGGAUCGAAUUGAAUCGUUUGAUAUAAAUGCAUAAUUUUCAUAGAAGAAGUCUCUUCAAUUUCACUAUGGUUUCCCACAUUCAGUUGAAGUUUCCAACCUUAGCUGUUUACACUGUAUCGCUUCCACUCGUCUCGUUCAUAUUUUGUGUUCUGUGGUCCCUGUUUUUUCAUUUUGAGAGUGCAACUUUUACUCACUGUCAAGUUCGAAACUAUUUGCCAUCCAUCAGCGCAGCCAUCGGUAGUUUUUCGCCUCAGAGAUACAUUUGGCAGAUAUGUGUUGCUAUCCAUUCUGCUCCUAGAUUUUUAGUGGUUUGUAUGUACUACAGUCAUCUGUGUGAUAUACUGUUUGCCGGAGCUUUAUGGAAUUAUUUGGCUCUACUUAUAUUCUUACUUCAAGCUGUGGAAGUGUCUAGUUUACUUGGACUAACGUUUGUAUCAUCUUCAGAAAAUUUCCAUGUCCAUGAAUUUUGCUUUAUAACUUUCAUGGUGUCUGCAUUAUCUAAUAUGUUAUUGUUAUACUUGACUAUGAAACAUGGAACUAAGCACAGGUUAACAGUUCAGGAGAAAUUAUCUUUAAGGUAUAAAUUUAUAUUUGGUAUGGUGAAUAUAAUUUCUUUUUUCCUAGCUGUGUACUUUUACUUCCGUCAUAAUUGGUAUUGUGAGCCCAUUGUGUACACUUUUUUUGCUUUUUUUGAAUACAUUGUUGUUGUCACAAAUAUGGGUUAUCAUAUGACAGCGUACUGGGAUUUUUCUGAUCACAUUAUUACUGUUAACUCGUGCUGUAGUCUCACUAUUACACCAAAGCAACAUACUAAAUAUGCUAUGAAUGACUUUGUGAUAAAAGUAGCAUAAAAUAUUUUUCUUAAUGAAAUAUUCAUAAAAGUUCAAAUUUGUCAUUCAUUCAAUUUCUAAUUUAUUUUCUUUAAGUUGUGCAUUUAUUAGUCAUUUAUACUUAUUUUGAUAUUGAAUCUAUUUUUGUACAGUAGUUUGGUUAACUAUAGCCUGUAUUUAACUGUUAUGCAUAUAAGAGCUAACUUACAUUCUCAUUCUAUGGAAAUGUUUGAUAUAUGAAUGUAGAUUUAUCAAAGGCAUAAAUGGGUACUUACUCAUCACCCUGAUAGUAGUCAUAUACAACUAUAAAUUUUUCAUGAGCUCGUCUCUUUCCUGUUAAUCAUGAAGGCUGCCAAAUGUGCACAAAGUGGCAAUUACAGUAACAUUAGCUCAGAAAAUUGGUAUGAUGUCAUGAAUUUUGCAAAGUAAGGUUGCAAUACUAGGCAUGCAUUUAUCUUGCUGUCUUGUAAACAGAAAAGUAUCAUACAUACUUAAUCAUAACAUACUUAAGUAAAUGUGUUCAGUGUUGUAUAAAUAUGCUAUUAUUCUAAAUAUUUUAUAAUUGAUUUUCCACUGAUCUCACUGUAGAUUUUACAUCUUUGCACUAGAUCUAAAAAGGAAAAAAAUUAAGCCAUAUUUGUAUAUAUUUUAUGAAUAUAACAAGGAAAGAAAGCGAAGAAAUUUAAGUAGUUAAUAGAAUUUAUCAAAGCUAUAAAUUACUCCACAGGAUGUGUAUAAAACAUUAUUACAUUGAUUGAAAUGUAUACUAUGUUGUAGCAUGCAUUAACUUAAAUGAAGUAAAUUAUUUGACUUAGGAAACAAUAUGCAAAAGAUUUUUUUUUCCUUAUUAAAUGCUUGUUACCUAAUAACUGUAAUUAAUUAAUAA
Molecule: messenger RNA, 1943 nt
Organism: Argiope bruennichi
Lineage: Eukaryota; Metazoa; Arthropoda; Arachnida; Araneae; Araneidae
Product: post-GPI attachment to proteins factor 2-like
Exons: 1
Coding region: 254-1078 (274 amino acids)
Biological process (GO): GPI anchor biosynthetic process
Cellular component (GO): Golgi membrane; endoplasmic reticulum membrane
Source: RefSeq, a predicted model, not a curated record